Molecule: messenger RNA, 3666 nt
Organism: Symbiodinium sp. CCMP2456
Lineage: Eukaryota; Dinophyceae; Suessiales; Symbiodiniaceae
Source: the annotation of a GenBank genome assembly
GUGUUGCUGGCCUCGGGUGCUGCAGAGCUCUCGGAAGCGGAGCUGAAAGCGACCGCGGCUGCCCUGGGCCGUGGCUACGUUCUCAGCCAGGCGAAGAUCGUGGAGAACGAUGCGUGGAAGUUCAACACUUCUGGUAAGCUCUUGCGCAAUGCUGUGCCGCUGGAUGAUGCUAGCUGCGAAGAGCAGAAGAAAGAUGCCUGGGAUGCAUUCGUGAAAGAGGGCGCCUCUGAGCUUGAGCAAGAGAUUGCAGCCUGCUUGGCUCCGCAGUUGGGCCAGAAUCUGGACAGGUGGGAUUGCAACUCCCACUUCAUGGAAGAGCUUGGGGUGGACUCGGGCGGCUUUGGACGCCUUAUUUCUCAGAUGCGAAUGCGGCCUUCGCUGCGGCAGGUUGACCUUCAGAUGCUCUUCGACCAUCCUACAGUACGAUCGCUGGCCUCCGCACUGGCUCUGUCCAGCAUGGACUCCGACUCCGAAGACGAAGAGGACAGUGGCCUCCCUGAUUCCGAUGCCCUUUUACAGGGUGUCAUGUCCCAUCUCGAGGCCACACCCCAUGCGGUCUGCGCAGAGGCUGGCUGCCAUAGCGUCACCUACCUUCAGCUUUUCAAGCUGGCCGCUUCUUACCAGCAGCUGCUGCAUCAGAACUUGAAGAUGCAGGAGGCAGUGAGGGGGAGAUGCGUGGCCAUCUGCUUGGACGUGCCAGAGAGAAUGGCAGCCGUACUUGCUGUGCUCAGAGAGGGCUGCACAUUUUGCCUGAUGGACCCACGCAGCAGCGGCAGCACCAUCAUGGAGCAGCUCCGCUUGACAAAGCCGGGUCUGCUGCUAGCCACAAAAGCCGACCAUGCAACGUGGAUGCGGCUGGAGGGCCACUGCAGGCUGCUGGCCUCGGAAGUCGGCUGUACGGUGCUGGACGUAAGUGCCUCGGCGGCACCUGCCGGGCGACGACGGUCCCGAAAAGGUUCCGGCCCUUGCUGCAUCGCUUUCGCAGGGAGCGACGGGCUGCGAGCGGAACCGACGUCAGGGGAAGCGCUACUGCAGGCGGUCUUGGGAUGGCAGCAGGAGCUCCAUAUGGACCACACUGGCAGGGUGCUCUCAUGCCUUCAAGCCGGCAGUGUCGGUGGCCUUGCGGCACUCCUCAGCUCGCUACAUGCUGGGGCCACGUUCCUGAGCCCAAGCCCUGAGCUCUUGCAGAAGCUGUGUGUGAGUCGCGCGAACAUCUUGGCCUGCGAGCCCAGCGACCUCGAGACCCUCACGGCCACCUGGUCCCAGGAGAACGGGCACGCACGGCCGCAGCAGCUCUCAGCCGUUUGCGUGCAGGAGCUGACUGGGCAGUUGCCGCCCUUCCAUUGGGCUCCCAGUCAUCUCCGGCUCUUGCACGUCGGCGUGGCCUGGGCCACUGCGUUGCCCAGAAUGGAAGCAAUCGACCUCCGGAGGGGCAGCUCGGCCAUGAGCGCAGCAUCGGCGAGAGCUUGGAAGCCACUCGGGUCCUCGUUCUCUCUCACGUCCUCUUUGGCUGGCUAUGUCCUGGGUCACAGCGAGGAGCAAGAGAAAUCCUUUGGGCCGAACUCCUGGCCAGCGCUUUGUGCCGUGGUUCAGGGUGCUGCGAUUCUUGCCCAGCCUGUGGUUGUGGCAGCGCGUUUGGUCGUGGCUGAGCGGCUGCUGCUGCCACUGUCCUUCUGCAUGCCAUUGUGGAUCUCCUUCCCUGUUCUGUUGGCCUUGCUAUUUGUGGAGCAAUUCGUGCGUGUCGGAGUCCUAGCCCUCUUGAAGUGGCUGCUCAUCGGCCGCUACAAAGAGGGCGAUCACGAUAUUUACAGCUUGAUGUACCUGCGUCACUGGCUCGUGGAACACGUCGCCAAGGGCACGAUAGUAGGACAAAGUGCCCAUCAGGGCAGCAGCAUCGCCUUCUUGCACCUGACGGCGGUGAACUAUGGCACCCGGCGCAUGGUCUUGAGACGCGUGAAGGUCGCGGCGGCCGGCUAUGUGGAGCCGCUUUCCACCGUACACACCAACAUUGUCGUCGACGGCCGCGUCUGCGGCGUCCCAGCACAGCCCGUGGCUGGCCCCGAUGCAUCCCGGUUGCCGACGAAGGAAGAGGCCCGCCGCUUCCGCUGCAAGGCAUCGGCCCUGGCGAUGGGCUACUGGUGUCUCUUGCUUCCAAAAGCAAUGAUGCCCUUCCUGGGCCUACUCUUUUUGCAGCUGCUUUGCGACUAUCCCUUCAACCCGCCUGAACGCAUUGAAGAACGCACGAUGCACGUCGAGCACGCAGACGUCCUACCACCGGAGCUCUUCAGCAUGUUCCAGUGGGUUCCGCUCAUCGCAUUUGGAGCGCCGUGUUUGCAGGUGGCCGCGCUUUCUGUGCAGACCACAUCACUGCAAGCCGAGGUCUCAAUGGUCAACACAAUCGGACAGCUCGCCGGCACAGCGCUGCUGUGCCGAUUGCUGCCAAAGGUGAAGCCUCCAUGCACCUACUCCUUGUUGAGCCUUCGGGCCCAGAUUGCGGCUCUCAAGAUGUCGAUGGUCCUUCAGGCGUCGGAAAUGCUGGCCGAUGCGUCCAUCGUGCCGGCGUUCAUUCGCCUCUGCGGAGCCACUUUCGGCCACGGUUGUGCCAUGGGCCUCCAGGUCACGCUCCCGGAGACCUUGGUGGUCGGCAACCGUUGCUUCUUUGCCACCGGCAACAUCUUGACUAGCGUCGACGUGGACCGCGGAGAGUUCAAGGUGCCCUGUGUCACUUAUAUGAGUGAUCACACCUUCCUUGGCAACCACAACCACCUGCCCCAAGGCCUUCCAGAAGGCAGCUUCUGCGGCGUGGGCACCUGGCUGCCCGAAAGACCCACCGAGCCGCACUACAGCUACUUCGGGAAUCCGGCGAUGAAGUUCAAGCGCCUGAGCAGCCAAGCUGCCGGCAAGACUAACCAAGGCCCAGAGCCCGCCAGUUGCCUGGCACGCUUCUGGCAUCACUUUAGCACCAGCGUCCUGGACGUCUUCCUUUACCGAGGGGUUCAAGGAAUGGUGACCGGCGCUGCCUUCGUGGUGAGCCGGACCAGCGUGCCUGACAUCACCUCCGUUUGGCAGCUCCUCGAGGUCCUGGCUAUCUACUUGGUCUUCUCAUUGGGCUCCUGGUUCAUCUUCUCUGUCUUGCUGGGCAACAUGCUUUUCAACGGCAAGGCACCGCGCAGCAACGCGUACUACUCUACCGCUGUGACGCGAUGGUUCACUGCCCUCACGGCCCAGCAGCGAGUCUUCAAGCUUCCCUUUCAGACGGCUGGCAGCUGUUGGCAAGCUCCGAUCCUGCGGCUGCUGGGUGCCAAGAUUGGUCGGCGGUUCUUCUGCAUGAACGAGCUCGUCCUGGUUGAUGCGCCUUUCACAGACAUCGGAGACGAUGUGACGGUGGACUAUGAUGGCCAGGUGAGGUGUCAUUCAUUCGAGGACUUCCGCCUGAAGUUCACCCACUACAAGAUUGGAAAUGGGGUGACCAUCAUGACCGGGGCCAGUGUUGCGAUGUGCGAUGCCGGAGACGGCUCGACGCUCCGACCCGGAAGCCUGACCUGGAAAGGAAGCAACCUGGUGCCCGGCGGCACCUACGAAGGUGCUCCUGCAGCGGCGGUGGGCGACGUUGAGCAAGGACCGACUCUGCUUCAACGCCGUGCAGUUGCAAGAGACGCGAAGUAA